AGAAUAUUUCUGUGUAGUGAAGAAGGUGUAUAUAAAGCUACGAAAAGCUUCGUUGUUAUCAGUACUACGGUCUCACCAUGUACGCAUUUGUUGCUUUCGUAGCUUGUUUAGCAGUAGCCGUUUACGGCUAUCCAAAUAGUCAUAUUGUUGGCGGAGAGGAUGCUCCACUUGGCAAAUACCCAUAUCAAGUGUCGUUGAGAAGAAGAGGAUUUCACAGUUGCGGCGGAUCCAUCAUCAGCAGUCACACUGUUCUUACCGCCGCUCAUUGUAUAAUAGAUUACACUGACAAUCCCGAGAGUUUGAAAGAUCUAACUAUCCAUGCUGGCACAAAUUAUUUAAGCGAAUCUGGUGUCGUUUACACAGCAAGUCGAGCUAUUGCUCACGAGAAUUACAAUCCUUUUCGAAUAAUCAAUGACAUUGGUUUACUUAUUCUGAGCACUGCUGUGGAAUUUAAGCCAUUGGUACAGCCUAUACCUCUUGCAAAAGAUGACAUCGCUCCUGCUGAUCAUCCCGUCAUCUUAACUGGAUGGGGAAGAACAUCGCUUGGUGGUCAGGUCCCUGAUAAGUUGCAACAAAUUGAAUUGAACGUUUACGAUCAAGAUAAAUGUAAACGUAGUCACUCGAAUUUACAACCUAGUCAUAUCUGUACGCUAACAAAAGCAGGCGAAGGUGCAUGCCAUGGUGAUUCCGGUAGUGCUCUUGUUGCCGAUGGUGUUCAGAUCGGUGUUGUUUCGUUUGGCGUACCAUGCGCUCGCGGACACCCUGAUGUAUUUACUAGAGUAUCCUCAUUCGAAAAAUGGCUUGAGCAAAAUGUUGUUAAUCUCACUAAUGACAUUGCUCUAAUUCAUCUUGCAACUCCUAUCAAAUACAAUGCUGUAGUGCAACCGAUAAAGCUUGCGACAACUGAUAACGAUCUUGAAGGCAAGCCUUGUACAUUAUCCGGAUGGGGCACUACUAAGCUGGGUGGCAUUCCUCCAAACAGUUUACAAGAAAUUGAUUUAAUGAUUUAUCCUCAAAAAAAAUGUAAUUCCGUAUACCCUAAUGUGAUAUCUAGUCAUAUAUGCACUUUAACUAAAGCAGGACAAGGAGCGUGCCAUGGUGAUUCCGGCAGUCCUUUAGUAAGCAAUGGAAGUCAAGUUGGAAUUGUUUCCUUCGGCUCACCUUGUGCAGUUGGAUAUCCAGAUGUAUUCACAAGAUGUUCUAAUCAUGAAGAAAAUAGCUUUGUCUUCAAUAGUAACUUGUUCGCAAUGUAUUCAUUCUUUAGUCUCUUGAUCAUUUGUACAGCUGUAGCCGUACAUGGAGGCCUAAUUCCUCGUAUCGUCGGAGGCAAAGAUGCUCCCAUCGGCAAAUUUCCAUAUCAAAUAUCAUUGCGAUAUUUAAAUGCACACACAUGCGGUGGUUCUAUCUUAAAUACUCGUACUGUUCUCACCGCCGCACAUUGUGUUGAAUGGAGGGACAAACGAUAUUUAUCGGUUCAUGCCGGCACAAAUUAUUUGAACCAAACAGGAUAUGUAUAUAAUGUAGCGAAUGUUACUAUUCAUGAAUAUUUCAACAGAGGAACGCUCAUUAAUGACAUCGCUCUAAUUCAUCUUGCCAGUCCUAUCAAAUACAAUGCUGUAGUGCAGCCGAUAAAACUUGCCACAACUGAUAAAGGUUUUGAAGGCAAGCCUUGUACAUUGUCUGGAUGGGGAACUACUAGGCUGGGUGGCAAUCCCUCGAACAGUUUGCAAGAAAUUGAUUUAAUAAUUUAUCCUCAACAACUAUGUAAAAACGUACAUGCUAAUGUGAUAUCUAGUCAUAUUUGCACUUUUACUAGAGCAGGACAAGGAGCGUGCCAUGGUGAUUCCGGUGGUCCUUUAGUAGCCAAUGGAACUCAAAUUGGAAUUGUUUCUUUCGGGCAACCAUGCGCAGUUGGAUAUCCAGAUGUGUAUACGAGAGUGAGCAGUUUUACAUCUUGGAUUAUUGCAAAAAUAUAGGAAAUUAUUUAAUUUGUUUAUUAAAACACCAAUCCAUUUAUGUAUAUGGGUUGUAACUCAAUUGAAAUAUAAUUUAUGUUAAUUAUUUUUGAAGAACUGUAUUACACUUUCUCCUCAAUCAAUUAUCAAUGUAAUAAUUAUCAAUACACAAAAAGUAAUUAAUAAACGUAUCAAAUAAACGAUA
This is a messenger RNA of Cataglyphis hispanica, 2160 nucleotides long. RefSeq names its product serine protease 53-like. The transcript has 14 exons. The record is from RefSeq and is a predicted model, not a curated record. Gene Ontology annotation, biological process: proteolysis. NCBI's taxonomy places the organism in Eukaryota, Metazoa, Arthropoda, Insecta, Hymenoptera, Formicidae. Bases 78 to 1976 code for a protein of 632 amino acids. Gene Ontology annotation, molecular function: serine-type endopeptidase activity.